This is a messenger RNA of Daldinia vernicosa, 2116 nucleotides long. Its product is annotated as CwfJ C-terminus 1-domain-containing protein-like protein. Gene Ontology annotation, molecular function: RNA lariat debranching enzyme activator activity. The coding region runs from base 110 to 1726 and encodes 538 amino acids. Gene Ontology annotation, biological process: mRNA splicing, via spliceosome. The transcript is spliced from 3 exons. Gene Ontology annotation, cellular component: post-mRNA release spliceosomal complex. Lineage: Eukaryota; Fungi; Ascomycota; Sordariomycetes; Xylariales; Hypoxylaceae. The record is from RefSeq and is a predicted model, not a curated record.
GCAACAUGUAACUUGAUCUCAUCUUCAUCGCAGAUUGAAACAAGCCAAUUAGAGGUCGCGAUUUAGAUAGCUUCCAACCCGGCUUGCCUAUCUCAACUCAUAUGCUAUCAUGGCAGCUAAAAUCAUUGUCCUAGGCAGCAUCAAUGGCAAGUUUGAGUCUGUCUUUCAGAAGCUCGCGACUUUACACCAAAAGCAGAACUUCUCCUUCGCCAUCAUUACGGGCAAUCUUUUCAGCGCCGAUCAAGAUGACGAUACUAUCUCGCGACUUCUCAACGGCGAGAUUCAAGUCCCUCUCUCAACUUAUUUUACCAUAGGGACGACUCCAUUACCUAGCCAAGUCGUCGAGCGCGUCGAGAAAGGUGAAGAUGUCUGCGAGAAUCUUCAUUUCCUCGGCAAGAGAAGUGUUACUAAAACGUCAGACGGAAUUCGAAUCGUAGCAUUAGGUGGUAUUCUCGACACUACCAUUAUCGGCGGCCAGUCCAAGGAGCAGCAUCUUCCUCUACAUACUGCCGACGACGCCAAAGUGUUACGUGGCGCGAAUGCUACCGAUAUACUGCUUACAACCUGCUGGCCAUCUAAAGUAUGGACAAACUCGAGCAAGGCUUUAACGCCUGAAGAGCAAUCCUUCAUCACAAGCACCAACGAAAUCGCCGAUCUAUGCGCCACUCUUAAACCGCGUUAUCAUUUCUCAAUGUCGCCUGCCGACUUCUUUUACGAGCGUGAGCCUUUCUUCCACCCACCGAGUAGCCCCGACUCCGACCAAAAGCCUGUCACGCGAUUCAUCUCGCUUGCCUCAUUCGGCAAUGCGGCUAAGGCGAAGGCUAUGUACGCCUUCAAUCUCGUCCCCGGAGAGGUACCUUCUGCGAUUCCUCCUGGCAGUACUGUCUCCCCUUUUAUUGUUAGGGCCAAUACGAGAAAACGGCCAAAUCCUACGGACGACCGGACUAAUGGCCACGAUCACCACGGCGGUCGUCGUGUCCGCCGUCGAAAAGAUCGAUCACCCCCUCCCGGUCCAGAUCGGUGUUUCUUUUGUCUUAGCAACACCGACGUAGACACGCAUAUGGUCUGUGCUAUAGGAGAUGACGCUUACGUCACUACAGCCAAAGGCCCAUUGCCCAGUUCUGAUACAUUUGCUUCCUCCGGACUCUCCUUCCCGGGACACCAGCUUAUCAUACCCCUCCCUCAUGAGCCCACCAUCCGCUCAAUGGGUGAAGACGCUCAUAAGACUUAUCAAGAAAUGGUGCGUUUCAAAGAAUCCAUGCAAGCUAUGGUGGCAACGCAGUCGAAGUUCAAAUUAGGCGCAGUGACGUUUGAAAUUAGUCGACAAUCCGGUAUUCACGUCCAUUGGCAAUUCAUACCCAUUCCUUCGGAGCUGAUUCGAAAGGGCCUCGUCGAAGCUGGAUUUAAGGUGGAGGCUGAAAAUCGCCAGUUUCCACCUUUCGAGGAGACAGCUCUGGAGUCUGGCAUUGACGAGACCUCCGACUUCUUUCGUCUCUGGAUUUGGUCCGACGAUAGUGACACCGGCAUCCAAAGCAAGGAGUUGGUAAUGCGCUUUGAUAGUAAUAUGCGCUUUGACCUCCAGUUCGGUCGCCGAGUCAUAGCGAAGCUCCUUGGCCUCGAAGACCGGCUUUAUUGGCAAGAUGUCGUUCAGUCUAUCGUAGAGGAGACCCAGGAUGUCGAGAAAUUCAAGGAAGCAUUUAAGCCUUGGGAUUUCACUCUAGCAUAAUCCGGUUAGCAUUUUCGGAAUUGGCGUUGGUGGCUCGCAAAAGUUUUAUACCCUGUUCUAAGUUUUUACUCUACGGAGUCCAAGUGAACGUCGCAGAGUUACAAAAGGUUAUAACUAUCGUUUAUUAUGGUCGACCACAUAUAUAUCGAUGAUUUAUAGUAUAUGGCUUGGUGGUGGGCCUAUCAUUUGGUGCAUAUGAUCAUAGUUAUGCUGGUAGCCGGUUAUCAUGACGCCUACCUACGAUUCCAAGCAUCAUGGCGAAGAAUUUACCGUUCCAAAUAUUCAUAUAAUAUAUAGUUUACGAUGUACUUGAUCGUCACAUCAAAAGGAUCGUCUAAUCAUAGAAUAAUAGGCAACUUAAAUACGCAGACAAUCGUCAAAUUGAUCUCU